AUGUCAUCUGGCCCAGGAGACUUAUUCAUGUUGAGAUCCGAUAAAACCCUUUUUACACCACAAACUCGAAAGAAUAUGUUUGGCAUAGACACUAUUACUCUUUCGAGUUCGGGCAGUGGUUCAUCACUUUCCGACUUCUCGACAUCGAAAAUUUUGGCACCCGCUCCCCCGGAUUACUUAGUGCCACCUCCACUGCCACUGCAUGCCCAUGCAGCGGCACAUUUCAAACAAGCACGACGACAAAAUGUACUGCCAUCGGAAAGUAGAACAAUACCAAAAUAUAUUAAUGCAGAGUUGCCGGCAAACCACAACGAUAAACAUCCGGGUUUGAUGACAAGAGUUGCUAGAUGGUUUGGUUAUGCAAAUCAAAAUGCAGCAACGGAUCAGCAAGUAGCACAAGGAACAAAUAAACAGGCCUAUUAUUAUCAGAAACCAUCACAGCAGCAACAAUAUGGUUCGGGGGACAAGGAACCGUGUAAUUUAUGUAAUAAAUAUCCCUGGGUACCAAUGAUGGCAAAUAGUAUACACUACCCGUUAGCGGGCAACCAAUGGGAUGCCACUAAGCAAACACAGCAUCAAGCCAAUGUUCAGCACGGCGACCAAUCUCCGCCCCAAAUACUACACGCCUCCUCCAAUGUCAAACAACGGGCAGUUAAAUUUAAUUUUCCUCUACCUUAUGUACCACCAAAUUCUCCCCAUAAAGGAAAGGAUACUCCAAAUAAUAUACAAUAUUCAACAGGCCCAUUCCUACCCAUACCUAUACCUCCCUUUCUAAGUAAUUCCGCCCUACCUCCUAUAUAUAACGCUCAAAAUUUCCUACCUAACACUACUCCCGCACCCAACACAAUACAACAAUUGCCCUCUACAGAACCGGCACAUUUUGCUGAAAAUAUUGCAGAGCAUUCAGAAAUUCAUUUUGAUACAGCCAUACCCACUCAAAUACCUCCCACUAUUGCUAAUAACGAUGCCAGUUUUGAGAUUGUUAAAAGCCAUCAAUUAGUUGACUAUAUAUCAUCGGUGGAAUAUCCUGCUUCCUAUGUACCCUCUCAUUCGUAUGAUGUCAGUACCCAAAUACCAGUUUUGCCUUUAAAUAACCAGCAAACAGAUCCCAAAAUAAGUACCGGACUUUACCAACAUUCAACUUUGAGUCCGCACUUAAAUCAACAUGCACCAGCCUCUCAGAUUUUAACAGACCCCAGUAGUUUUAUAGCAGACAAUCAACAACAAUCCAACCAGCAAUCAGAUACCUAUGAACAAACCACCCUCUUUAAUCAUCAGCCUCAGUAUUUGGAACAUGUGCAACAUUAUGAAUAUGAUAAUUUUGUGGCAGCCUCUCAUCAAAAUUCCUCGGUUUUUGAGCAGCCAUUACAACAGCAGCAACAACCACAAACACAUUUGGAUACCUGGACUUUGGAGUCAAACGAUUAUGUGUUUGCCACCUCAUCCCCAGAAACAUUUUCUACCACUGAACAACCUACAACAUUGACAACCGAAUUGGAGAGCACCACAGUGCCACAAACACAAGACAAUGAGGUGGAAUUUAUAGCAUCCAUACAAACAAAUGCCCAACACUCCAAUAGUGAAACGACAAAAUUAUGGCAACAAAAACCUAAACAAAGAGAAACUCCCAAACGUUUAUUGGACUCUCCCAUACAGCAUAUUAAUGGAAAUUUGGGAGCACCCAGACCAUUUACCAGGGAUCCUUCAGAUUUGACAUUUAGACUGGGUCCUACCAAUCAUAAAUUGCCCGAAACAAACCAAGCAACCUCCCCUCAUGAAUACUGGAAGCCCCAAACUGCAGCAACAGAAUCUCCCAUAACUACCUCUACCUACAGUUCUAUAGAUGCCAGCGGUCAAUAUGCCGGCAUGUCACCUCCAUCCCUACCUUCAACCUACAACAGUGAUCAGAUUUUAUUACCCUCCUAUCUAACUACCAAAAAUAGACCACGACCAUUUGAAACUACACGGGUCAACAUGGUAACAAAGACACCCUCCACAGCAACCUACUCUACCUGGAGUCAAGGUCAAAAUGUUGAACUACACACACCACAAGAAUCAAUGUUGGUGAGAUCCCAUAUAAAACCGGCAGCAACAACCACUACUACUACCGCCAAGCCACGCACCACCAAAUAUCUAACCAAAAUUUUGGCUUCUAAUCUCAGAGAACUUCUGCAGCGUGAACAUGAACCCGCAAAACUGAAAUUUAAUGCAAAUGAUUUAGAUAUCGACAUCAAUAAGCUACAAAAGAAUAUAGACGAUUGGACGGAACAGGAAUAUACCUCCCUAUCCCAUAGACCUAGUACGCCCACCAUACGUGGACGCUCCAAGCAUAUACCUUCGGAAUAUUUGCCCACAACUACGGCGGCAGUAAAAGCCAGGCAAUCAAAAACCACCAAAGGCUUUACAGACAAUUCGGAGCUGCCUAGCUCUAUAAAUAAUUUAGAACCUUUAUAUGAGAGAGAAAGUACAAAACGCUUCCAAUACACACAAAUAACUGAUAAUCAUUUAAGAGAUUUCUACAAUAAUUUCGAGGCCAUGAAAUCGAAAACACCGGCCAACUACAAAAACACAACGCCAGCUGUAAUGACAACAACUAUGGCAACCACUACUACUAGUACAACAACGACCACCACCACAGAAAAACCUAUAUAUUUAAGACCUAUACAAAUGUUGGAACCUGAAGAACUUUGGAAAAAGGCCAAAGUUUCUAUAUCACCAAAAACACAGGAGAAGGUAUAUGUGGUAACGCCUCAGCCUAGAUUUUUUCCUCAACGCUUUUAUGCGCCCACAGCAGCGCCGCCUACGACCACUACCACGACAACAGAAAAGCCUUUUAGCAGUUUUGGUAGUGGCUUUAAAUCGCCUAGAUUUUUGGUGAGACCAACGCCAGGAAAUGCUCAUAAACUCUCAAAAAUUUCAGAUACCCAGUCGAAAGAUAAUUCCAAGGAAAAUCUAAGUAAUCCAUAUUUUACGCCUGAUUGGUUUGGUUUAAGAGGUCUGUCAGCGUAUGUACCAUCCGAACCGGUGGAAAUUAUAGAUGGAAAUUCUAAAGUUUUAACCAUUGUAACGCCGCCUAGUAAUUUGGAAACAACUACGCGCCAUAAUAUAAUGGAUCUAACCAAAGAUCGUCACACGGCCAACAAGAGAAAAUCAACAAUGGCUCCAUCACCCAGAUAAAAAUAAC
Messenger RNA from Calliphora vicina (urban bluebottle blowfly), 3184 nucleotides. RefSeq names its product mucin-2. The record is from RefSeq and is a predicted model, not a curated record. The transcript has 6 exons. NCBI's taxonomy places the organism in Eukaryota, Metazoa, Arthropoda, Insecta, Diptera, Calliphoridae. The coding region runs from base 1 to 3177 and encodes 1058 amino acids.